AUGUUUAAAAUGUACUUGUACCCGUUUAAUUUUUGUUCCUCUGGUAGUUGUUUGAGUGUGGUAAGGAAAUGCAUUGGCAGAAGCAUUACAGGAGGUGUAGAAUCUGAAUUGUCUUUAAUGCUACUGUGUGGCUUAUGUCUUACUUCUGAUAUUUUGGUAAUUUCUGGUUUCUUGGAAGAACCAAACAAAUCUUCAAUUUCUUUAGUUGCUGCUGCUGUCACUUCUGGUUCCUUGACAGGCUUUUUUUCAAUUGAAGGAGGUGACUGUAUCAUCUUUGAAAACUUUUCAGGUAAUUUUUCAACUUUUUCAAUUGGGAUCUUAAUAUCAACAUCCAUUUUAUCUUCAAUUGGUAAUUUAUUUAGUUCUGUCUUGGCAGCUUGGUUUGAAGGAUCUAAUUGUAAUACUUUUUCAAAGGCUUCUUUUGCACUAUUCCAUUUCUGUAGACCUUUUAAAGCCAUACCUUUCCGAUAUUGUAAUUUCACCAAUACUGCAGUACUCCCCUUAUUGUGGUUGCUACUAUUGAUCAAAUUUAUACCACUCACACAAUCUUUGUAA
Messenger RNA from Candida albicans SC5314, 555 nucleotides. RefSeq lists its product as uncharacterized. The record is from RefSeq and is a predicted model, not a curated record. NCBI's taxonomy places the organism in Eukaryota, Fungi, Ascomycota, Pichiomycetes, Serinales, Debaryomycetaceae. Bases 1 to 555 code for a protein of 184 amino acids. The transcript has a single exon.